This is a messenger RNA of Zophobas morio, 1198 nucleotides long. RefSeq lists its product as uncharacterized. The record is from RefSeq and is a predicted model, not a curated record. The transcript is spliced from 7 exons. Lineage: Eukaryota; Metazoa; Arthropoda; Insecta; Coleoptera; Tenebrionidae. The coding region runs from base 81 to 1157 and encodes 358 amino acids.
UUUUAAUGGGAACCUGUUGUUGAUAACAUUUAGAUAAGAUUAAACCGCGAUCUUGUGAAAACAAGUGUGGAACUCAAACAAUGGCAGAAGGCGACUCCCCUCCACCCUACACAUCAUUAUACCCCCACUUGAAUGACACCCAAAACCUGCAAGAAUUGGUAUCCGAGCUCCAGCACUCUUUGUCCAUUCAAGACAAACGCAUCCAUGAUCUAGAAGACGAGCUAAGACACACUAAAACACAAUACACUUCUACAAAAGAAACAAAAACACAUCUAUGUACUAGUAAAGGUUAUGAAUGGGUCGCUACGUCCACGAACAACGUUGUGCCCCCUAUGGCCAUACACAUGUGCGUGGACGCCCAUGGUAAUGACGUUUACGUAGGACGGGCACAUUUUGGGAACGAGCUGACCCCGGCGCAUGUGGCGGCACGAGCCGCCUAUGUACCCCACUAUGGAAAAGAACACUCCGUAGAUAAUUAUCACAUUUUGUGCACGAAUUUUUUUAAAUGGGUACCCAGUUCGGGUGGUCAAGUGCCUCCAGGGGCGGUGCAAGCGGGACACAGGAGGGAUGGAGCACCCCUGUAUGUGGGUAGAGUGUAUCAUGAGGGAAGCUGCAUUAUCGGGAAAGUACACCCGAACUUCCAAGCUUGUUUUUUUCUGUACCAAGGCAAAGAAAUGCACAGCUCGACUUACGAAGUUUUAAUUUUUGACAUGUCGUCCUCAUUUGACUGGGUCAACUCCUGCGUCACCGACGGGAAAGUCCCGCCCAUGGCCAUACAAAUGGGUGUGGACGCCCAAGGCCACGCCAACUUCAUCGGCCGGGCCCACUUUAACGGCGAGUUGGCCCCUGUUCACGUUGUCCCGGCAAAACGAGCCGCCUAUGUCGCCAACUAUGGCAAGGAGCAUCGCGUCGACAGCUAUCAAGUGCUAUGUGCGACUAACUUGCACUGGGUACCUAGCCAUGGAGGACAUGUGCCGCCAGGGGCGGUACAAGCGGGGCACAAUAAAGACGGCGCCCCUCUGUACGUGGGGCGGGCGUUCCAUGCAGGGUCUUGGAUCAUCGGAAAAAUACAUCCGAAGUUUGGGGUUUGUUUGAUUCCCGCUCACGGCAAAGAAGUAACUGUGUCGAACUACGAGGCCCUCGUGAGCAAUUCUUGAGUAUUUUUUAAUUUGAAAUAAAAGAUUCAUAAAUUAAAAAA